Oncorhynchus tshawytscha (Chinook salmon) is the source of this 1591-nucleotide messenger RNA. RefSeq names its product cyclin-dependent kinase-like 1. NCBI's taxonomy places the organism in Eukaryota, Metazoa, Chordata, Actinopteri, Salmoniformes, Salmonidae. Gene Ontology annotation, molecular function: cyclin-dependent protein serine/threonine kinase activity; ATP binding. Gene Ontology annotation, cellular component: nucleus. The coding region runs from base 130 to 1185 and encodes 351 amino acids. The record is from RefSeq and is a predicted model, not a curated record. Gene Ontology annotation, biological process: protein phosphorylation. The transcript is spliced from 10 exons.
ACUUAAUAUACCUGCGCCUAAAGACGUCAUGGGUGCGAUCAUGUUCGCGUGGAUGUACAUAUAAUUUGGUCUGAAGACCGUUUGGCGCUCCGAGUCAACACAGACAGCAGUCACUUCCUCACCUGUCUGAUGGAGAAGUAUGACAAGCUGGCCAAGAUUGGAGAGGGUUCAUACGGUGUGGUGUUUAAAUGCAGACACAGGGAAUCCGGACAGAUAGUCGCUAUCAAGAAGUUUGUUGAGUCAGAGGAUGACCCAGUCAUCAGGAAGAUAGCACUGAGGGAGAUACGCAUGCUGAAGCAGCUGAAGCAUGUGAACCUGGUUAACCUCCUGGAGGUUUUCAGAAGGAAGAGACGUCUCCACCUGGUCUUUGAGUUCUGUGAGCAGACCGUCCUGAACGAGCUGGACCGACACCCCCGUGGGGUCCCUGAGGUUCAACUGAAGAGUAUAGUGUGGCAGACGCUGCAGGCCGUCAACUUCUGCCACAAACACAACUGUAUUCAUCGGGAUGUGAAGCCAGAGAACAUCCUCCUCACCAAGACAGGAGUCAUCAAACUCUGUGACUUUGGAUUCGCCAGGAUCCUCACGGGGCCAGGUGACGACUAUACAGACUAUGUGGCUACUCGGUGGUACCGGGCUCCAGAGCUCCUGGUGGGUGAUACUCAGUAUGGAGCCCCGGUGGACCUCUGGGCGCUGGGCUGUGUAUUCGCUGAGCUACUCCAUGGAAACCCUCUCUGGCCUGGACGCUCUGACGUUGACCAGCUCUACCUCAUCAGAAGCACUCUAGGUGACCUGAUCCCUCGUCACCAGCAGGUGUUCCGAUCCAACGUGUUCUUCAGCGGAGUCAGCAUCCCCGAGCCUGACACCACGGAGCCCCUGGAGAAACGCUUCCAUGGUGUGUCCUCUCACGCUCUCACUGUCAUGAAGUCAUGCCUGGUGAUGGACCCGUUGUUGCGUCUGUCCUGUGAGGAGCUGUUGGAGCUGCCAUACUUUCUGGAAGAAGGCGGAGCCAGCUGGGGCCGCGAGGGGGAUUGUCCCGGGAGACGCCAUGACAACAAAAUCUCCAGACGACGACAGGUCGGGCCGCAGUACCUUCCUCAGCUCCCCAGCAACAACAUCUCUCCUGCUCCAGAGACCAAGAAACAGAACAAACACAGAUACACAGAUCAUCACCUGCCCAACAUCUAGAGAGAGGAGAAUCGGCUGUCCAACAAAUGACAGAGAGAGGAGAAUCACCUGUCCAACAUCUAGAGAGGAGAACCACCUGUCCAACAUCUGACAGAGAGACGGAGAAUCACCUGUCCAACAUCUGACAGAGAGAGGAGAAACACCUGUCCAACAUCUAGAGAGGAGAAUCACCUGUCCAACAUCUAGAGAGAGGAGGAACACCUGUCCAACAUCUGACAGAGAGACGGAGAAUCACCUGUCCAACAUCUGACAGAGAGAGGAGAAUCACCUGUCCAACAUCUAGAGAGGAGAAUCACCUGUCCAACAUCUAGAGAGAGGAGGAACACCUGUCCAACAUAUGACAGAGAGAUGGAGAAGGAGAGAGACAGAGGGAAAGAGUGAGAGGAGUGAGAGAGUAAAGGAGAGA